Messenger RNA from Batrachochytrium dendrobatidis JAM81, 3535 nucleotides. RefSeq lists its product as uncharacterized. Lineage: Eukaryota; Fungi; Chytridiomycota; Chytridiomycetes; Rhizophydiales. The record is from RefSeq and is a predicted model, not a curated record. The coding region runs from base 1 to 3399 and encodes 1132 amino acids. Gene Ontology annotation, biological process: post-Golgi vesicle-mediated transport; phospholipid translocation; endocytic recycling. Gene Ontology annotation, molecular function: magnesium ion binding; ATP hydrolysis activity; ATP binding. The transcript has 11 exons. Gene Ontology annotation, cellular component: plasma membrane.
AUGCUAUUAGGCGAUGAUACCAACGAUGGUGCUGCCAUCCAAACCAACCGCAUCAUCCAUAUAAACGACCCAAUAAAAAACCAAACACAAAAGUUUCUUACCAACAGUAUUACUACUGGAAAAUACAACACCAUCACGUUCAUUCCCAAGUUUUUGUUUGAGCAGUUUUCCAAGUAUGCAAAUAUGUUUUUCUUAUUUGUUGCCAUUAUUCAGCAAAUUGGCGACUUGUCUCCAACAAAUCGAUAUGGUACAGUUAUUCCUCUUUCCAUUGUUUUGGCUGUUUCAGCUGCAAAAGAAAUUAUGGAAGACCUUAAGCGACAUGCCCAAGACACCAUCGUGAAUGCUCGUUUAGUCAACACGCUUUCUGGUACAUCGUUUAUUCCCAAACCAUGGCGCGAAGUUGCUGUUGGAGAUAUUGUUCGAAUUGAAAACUCGCAGUAUUUUCCGGCUGAUCUGGUUCUUUUGAGUUCCUCCGAGCCAGACUCUUUAUGCUAUAUUGAAACUAGUAAUUUGGAUGGCGAAACAAAUCUCAAAAUCCGACAAGGCUUAACUGAAACAAUGAAUUACUUGACACCAGAUGAUGUUUCCAAUAUUGAAGGCAAAUUUUUGUCACUGACCUACUGUUCAGAAUUGCCCAAUAAUUCCUUGUAUACAUUUGAAGGAACAUUACGAUUGGGUGCAAAGGAAAUCCCUCUGAAUCCCGAUCAGCUUUUACUUCGAGGUGCAAUGCUGCGUAAUACACGCUGGAUCUAUGGAAUUGCUGUAUUUACUGGGCAUGAAUCAAAGCUGAUGAAAAAUGCCACCGCCACUCCAAUAAAGCGAACCCAUCUGGACAUUCUUGUGAACAGGCAUAUUAUAUAUUUGUUUUUUAUCCUUGUAUCCAUGUCGGUAAUAUGCGCUCUUGGAACUCUUUCUCGCCACCUUUACAAUUCCUUUGAGGCGCAGAUUAUGAUGGUACCCUCUUCAGAAGCGUGGGGUCGUUUUCCUGGAAAUAUUAUCACCUAUAUCAUUCUGUUCAAUAAUCUGAUUCCAAUGAGCUUGAUUGUUACCAUGGAGAUUGUAAGAUACUUUCUUGGAACGCUCAUCAACAGUGACGAAGACCUAUAUUAUGAAUUAGAAGACACGCCAGCAACAGCCCGUACUUCAUCCCUUGUAGAAGAGCUUGGUCAAAUCGACUAUAUAUUUUCGGACAAAACUGGAACACUUACAUGCAACAUUAUGGAGUUCCGCAUGCUGAGCAUAGCCGGUAUUGCCUACGCUGAAGUUGUUCCAGACAACCGCAAAAUUAUGAUAGAUGAAAAUGGAAAAGCUUCAGGAUGGUAUGAUUUCAAUAAACUUAAAGAUCACGAUCGGGAAUCGCCUACUAGUGAUACGAUUCGAGAAUUUCUGCAGCUUUUGGCUGUAUGCCAUACUGUCAUUCCAGAAGUAAGUGAGGAAGAUCCCACAAAAAUUAUUUUUCAAGCCUCUUCUCCUGAUGAGGCUGCACUUGUCAAAGGCGCUCAAACUCUUGGAUACACAUUUACUACUCGCCGGCCACGAUCUGUUUCAUACAAACAUAACGGACAGGAUUACGAAUGGGAAAUUCUUCAAAUCAAUGAAUUCAAUUCCACCCGUAAACGUAUGAGUGCGCUAGUCCGAAGUCCUGAAGGGAAAAUUAAACUUUACAUCAAAGGAGCCGAUACAGUGAUUUUUGACCGGUUGGCUAAACAAGGAAACACAUUUGUUGAUGCCACAUGUGCCCAUCUUGAAGAAUACGCUAAUGAUGGGCUACGUACACUUUGUAUUGCUUAUCGUGACAUUCCCGAAGAAGAAUACACCGAAUGGGCAAAGAUAUACGAAAAGGCCGCAACAACAAUUAGCAACCGCGCGUUGGAAUUGGAAAAGGCUGCUGAAAUUAUUGAAAAGGAUUUGCUAUUGCUUGGUGCAACAGCUAUUGAAGAUCGAUUGCAAGAUGAAGUUCCUGACACAAUCCACACGCUUGCAACGGCUGGAAUUAAAAUAUGGGUUUUGACUGGCGAUCGACAAGAAACAGCCAUCAAUAUUGGAUACUCGUGCAAGCUCAUUACUGAAGAAAUGUCGCUGAUUACGUGCAAUGAGCCAACGCAUUUUGAUACCAAGGAUUUUUUGGCAAGAAAAUUAGCUGCCGUCAAAGGUGGUAUGGAUACAGCUGGCUCUGAUUUGGAACAAAUUGCGUUGAUUAUUGAUGGUAAAAGCUUGGCCUAUGCUCUUGAAGACGAUAUUAAAUACACGUUUCUUGAACUUGCUACUCUGUGCAAGGCUGUUAUUUGCUGCCGUGUAUCUCCAUUACAAAAAGCUCUGGUUGUUAAGCUUUUGCGCAAGAACGUUGAAGGUGCAGUAACGCUUGCCAUUGGUGACGGAGCCAACGAUGUCUCCAUGAUACAAGCUGCUCAUGUAGGUAUUGGUAUUAGCGGACAGGAAGGUCUUCAGGCUGCUCGUAGUGCUGAUUUUGCCAUUGCUCAAUUCCGUUUCUUGAAAAAACUACUUCUUGUUCAUGGUAGCUGGGCUUACUCGCGUUUGAGCAAAGUUAUUCUGUAUUCGUUUUACAAAAAUAUUACACUAUACUUGAUUCAGCUGUGGUUUGCUCUUGAUAACGGAUUUUCUGGCCAGACUCUGUUUGAAACUUGGACUCAAUCAUCCUACAACAUUGUGUUUGCAUUUUUUCAGCCGCUUGCAAUUGGUGUAUUUGAUCAAUUUUUGACAUCCAGAAUGCUAGAUCGUUAUCCACAACUUUACCGACUUGGCCAAACCAAUGAAUUCUACAACACGUAUUCAUUUUGGGCAUGGAUCAUCAACUCGUUCUUUCACUCUUUGAUCAUGUAUUAUGGACUUACUGCCGUUUAUGGUGAAGGAGCUAUGAUGACAAAUGGAGGAACGGCCAACAACUGGGUCAUGGGAGAAAUGAUUUAUACUGCCGAUCUAAUUACAAUUACCAUGAAGGCUGCACUAACAGUUGAUACGUGGGUCAAUUUCACCUAUUUUGGUGUUUUUGGUAGCAUCGCCUUGUGGUUUAUUCUAUUUCCCAUUUAUGCUAUUAUUGGCCCUAUGGUUGGUGUUGGAACAGAACUUCAAGGUGUCAACUAUCCCAUGUUUACAUCUGUAGCAUUUUGGGUUGGCAUCAUGAUCAUUCCUUUUGUGGCCAACUUGCGCGACUUUAUCUGGAAGUACACCAAACGCUUAAUUUUCCCACGAUCCUAUCAUAUUGUGCAAGAAAUCAGUAAAUUCAAUAUUCCCGAUCAUCGUCCACGUAUGGAGUGGUUUAGAAAGGCCAUGGCUAAAGUGCGUGUUGUUCAAAGACAGAAACGAACUCGUGGUUAUGCCUUUUCUCAAGGAGAGUCGGGUCAGGCCGAACUUAUCCGUAUUUAUGAUACCACUCGGUAAGAUUAGAUUGCUUUUACUAUGGUGUGUACUUUAACUAACCUUAAACUUGGACGCUGAUUAUUUUAGUCGGAAGCCACGUGGAUAAAUUAGAUCAUUUCCAAAUAAUAGACUUUUAGUCCAUCAUUCCUUUUACGCU